AUGAUGGAUGUCAUGGAGAACCUCAAUUUACACAGUUCUGAAAAAAGACUGAAAAAAGACACGUGUUACGAGCAUAUUCUAGAGAUAGGCCACCCAGAGCCCGAAAAACCUUGGAUUUCCUGCAGAUGCGAGAUUUGGAUAAAAUCUUGCGAAAAUGAAAAAAUUAACCUCAAAAAUGCUCGUAUCUGUUCCAUUCACUUUGCUGAAGAUUGUUUUGAGCGAAAGCCAAACCAUUUAAUAGUACCAGGAGAUACAAACACUGUUCGACUGUCCAAAACUGCUAUUCCAACUCUAAAUUUACACAACGAUGACAGUGCAAGUUUCUUACAAAAAUAUCUUAGAUGUGGAAGAAAACGAAAAGUACUGCAAGACUGUAUCAAUGAACCUCUGUUGAAGAAGUCAACAAAUAAUUCGAAAAGUUUUACACUAGCCAACCCUGUGAAUGACAAAGAAAAUGUUGGCUGUGCUGUUCAAGAUAAUUUUGAAAAACAAACUGACAGUAUUGUAAGCUUUACUUCAGAAGAACCAGCACUAGAGGACCAGUGCUUGACGGAGUUACAAUCGCAUGAGCAAACACAUAAUUGUGAAGUGACACGCUUACAAGAAGAAAAUACAAACCUUCAAGCAGGCAAUAAUGGAUUAAAAUUAGUGAACAAUAUUUAAAAACACAAAACAAUGAUUUGAAAAUUCAAAAUGAAGAGUUAGAAAAUAGAUGCACUGCCUUAGAUAUGGAAAAUAAAACAAUGAAAAAAGAAAUAAAUAAACUAAACAAGAAAUUA
Messenger RNA from Nasonia vitripennis (jewel wasp), 779 nucleotides. RefSeq lists its product as uncharacterized. The transcript has 7 exons. Lineage: Eukaryota; Metazoa; Arthropoda; Insecta; Hymenoptera; Pteromalidae. The coding region runs from base 1 to 663 and encodes 220 amino acids. The record is from RefSeq and is a predicted model, not a curated record.